AUGGCUUCGUUCAAGGAAUUGUCCCUCUCGCGUCCCCUCCCCAACCCUGCCCCGCGACCACACGCGCAUUCCAUAUCGCUGGGGGCUGUCAAUGCCAAUCACCGUGUGACGCGACGGAAGAGCGUCACGACCGCCGCCGCCAAUGCUGCCGCCGCCGCGGUCGCGGCCUCGUUGAUAGAGGGCGGAGAGCCUGCGUCGCUCCCCGUGGCCGCGCACCGACGGAGCCUUGGGGGCCGCAAGGGACUGGAAUCCACUUCGGUUGGAGGGGCCUCGGGAUUUAGUUCCUACCUGUCUCGAAGCAUAAACAGCCCCAGCCAGGAGCCCCCGGUCGCUCGCAAGGCCUCCCCCAGCAAUUCCGACGCGGACGGCAAGGCGAUUUCCAAGGACCGCAAUCGCCGAGCUAGCGAAGGUGCCCACAUGAAGACUGACGGGAAGCGUGCCCCGGCGGACCUUCGCUGCGACCGCUGCGGGAAAGGAUAUAAGCAUGGCAGCUGCUUGUCCAAGCAUAUGUGGGAGCAUGACCCAGCAUGGUCGAUUACCUCAAAACUACUCAUCUCCAAGCACCAGCAGGUGCAGCUACUGGAGGCCGCUUCUGUGUUGGUCAACAUGAACAUGGACGACGAAACCCCCGAGCACUCUCCCGAAGCGGAGUCGGAACUCUCCUCCGCCUCCCCGGACGCCUCCUCGGUGGCGCGUGGUGGAAUCAGUUCCGCUGAGACCACGCCGCCUCCGAUGGAUGAGCAAGACGAGGAGGAUGACGACUUUGAGAUGUCUGGCAUGCCGGCCAACUGGACCAAGCGCCCCAGCAUCAGCAACAUCUUCUCCCGCUCCUACCAGUCGAUCCCCUCCAGCUCGUACACCGGCAGUGCCCCGCUGCACUCCCCCUCUUUCUCCCACUUCCGCAAGUCGAGCAUCGAUACCCGUCCUUCCACCGCGGACACUCGCCUGCACGAAGAUGACGAGGCCGACUUGGCUGCGGCGAUUGGGCUGUGCAACUUCGGCACUCCCCGCACGGGGCCGGUGUCGAUGACUCCGGACGUGCCUCCGGUGCCUCCGUUGCCCGCUCGCUACCUCGACUCUGGCAGCCACCCUGGCACCCAGAGCCCCGGACUGGAAGCCUCCGGCCCUGGCCCCAUGAACGAGGCCUACCGCCGCAACUCCAACGCCGAUGCCUUCCUUUCGGCCUCGCUCAACCCGUCACUGUCGUACAAGGUGUCAGAUGAGCGCGGCGUACGCAACGGAAGCAGCGAGGCCACCGCCCAGGAGUCUCGUCACCGCCGCAACGCAGACGUGGACUUUGGUAGCCGCCGAGCCCCUGCGGAUGACGACGAUGAUGGGGUCUUCGGCCAUAUGGAGGAGUAA
Penicillium canariense is the source of this 1362-nucleotide messenger RNA. Its product is annotated as putative C2H2 finger domain protein. The record is from RefSeq and is a predicted model, not a curated record. The transcript has 3 exons. NCBI's taxonomy places the organism in Eukaryota, Fungi, Ascomycota, Eurotiomycetes, Eurotiales, Aspergillaceae. The coding region runs from base 1 to 1362 and encodes 453 amino acids.